AUGACUGUCUCAGUGUUUUUGAUUUGUAGCAAUUCGGUAGAAUUCAAAAAUUUGACAUCGAUAGCAAGGAAGACGAUUGCGGACAAUGAUUGCUUCGAUGUAAAGAAGCUGGAAGUGCUUUCCGGGAAAACGAACGUGUUUGCAAUCAAUCAAAUGGUUAGGCAUGGUUUACGCGAUCAAGUAGACUGGCCAAAAAUUCGCGGAACACAAGCAGCGCUGGAAAUACUUUAUUUCGAAUUCAACGUAACAGUGCCUUUUACCACUCGCAAUUCGACAUCAGGCCGGGUGUGGAUACUUUUUCGCGUCAAGUACUACAUCAAGGAGGAGCAGUAUUCAGUAGCCGGUGAACCAUACGUAUAUCAAAACGAGCUUAACUGUACAGCUAAGCAGCUGAACGCCAUCUGCUCAUGGUGCGCUUGA
Molecule: messenger RNA, 420 nt
Organism: Gongylonema pulchrum
Lineage: Eukaryota; Metazoa; Nematoda; Chromadorea; Rhabditida; Gongylonematidae
Source: the annotation of a GenBank genome assembly